Molecule: messenger RNA, 2892 nt
Organism: Lithohypha guttulata
Lineage: Eukaryota; Fungi; Ascomycota; Eurotiomycetes; Chaetothyriales; Trichomeriaceae
Gene: srs2
Product: ATP-dependent DNA helicase srs2
Exons: 2
Coding region: 1-2892 (963 amino acids)
Biological process (GO): recombinational repair
Cellular component (GO): nucleus
Molecular function (GO): DNA binding; hydrolase activity; ATP binding
Source: RefSeq, a predicted model, not a curated record
AUGGAGGCGAUCUUGAAAGGCCUCAAUGCAGCACAACGAGCAGCAGUCACCACCCAAGCAUCGGUGCUACAAUGUCUCGCACCACCUGGCUCUGGUAAAACCAAAACCUUGACUUCGCGCGUCGCAUACCUGGUUAGCAAUGGCUUCCAGCCUCAGAAUAUCAUCUGCUGCACUUUCACCAUCAAGGCAAGUCGAGAGAUGAGGGAGAGACUUCGAGGACUUGUCGGCAACGAUCUUGAGAAGAGAUUGAUUUUGGGGACAUUCCAUUCAAUAUGCCGCCGGUAUCUUGUCACAUAUGGCCAUCUUAUCGGUAUCCCCAAGAACUUUGGCAUUGCAGACUCAAACGACAGUCUAGGCAUACUCAAAGCACUGCAAAAGAAGAUCAGGUUUGGCAUGGACCCCAAGGUAGCUCGUAACAAGAUCUCACAUCGGAAGGCAAAGGGCGAAAGGAUAGAGGAUAUUCUUAAGACGCCGAAGAAGAGCACAGAAGCCCAAGAGUUUGUGACAAUCUUCCAAGAAUAUGAGACUGCUCUGGCUAUUUCAAACUUGCUCGAUUACGACGAUUUGUUGCUUAGAUGCGUUGAGCUGCUACAAAAACACCCUGAAUGUGUGUCAAAUAUCGAGGCACUGUUAAUUGACGAAUUCCAAGACACGAACAAUGUGCAAUAUGAGCUGAUGAAAUUACUUGCAUCCGCAAAGAGGAGGAUAACCAUUGUUGGAGACCCUGAUCAGAGUAUUUAUGGCUUUCGUUCGGCUGAGGUCGAAAACCUGAAACGAAUGAAAGAUUAUUACCCUGAAACUGUGGUGAUCAAUCUCGAAGAGAACUACAGGUCGUCUUCCGCAAUCCUCAGUCUUGCACAAAACGUAAUUGAGCAGGACAAUGAGAGACCAGCGAAAAAGCUGAAGUCCACCCACUGCUACGGCACACCACCAGUACUGCGAUAUCUCACAAACCCCCAUGAACAAGCGGCUUGGAUCGUCAGUGAGAUCAAGAGGAUGACUAGGAUGACUGUUGGUUUGCUACAAUAUACGGACAUUGCAAUCCUGCUCAGAUCAACCUUUUUGUCCUUGCUGAUCGAAAAGGCUCUUGGUAAUGCUGGCAUACCUUACAGAAUGGUAGGAGGCAAACGUUUUUUCGAUCGAGCUGAAGUUCGUCUGUUGUUAGACUACCUAAGAACUAUCAAUCAUCCGGACAAUAACGCAGCCCUACUCUCCAUCAUCAACACUCCAGCUCGAAAGGUGGGCGUCAACACUGUGGCUGAGCUCACUAGGGCUGCCGAAAAUGCAAAGUUAUCAUUGUGGACUCUACUACAAAGGGUGCUUCGUGGCGAGCAUACGCUCGACAAGAGGCUGUCCAAGCCUGCUGAGCAAGGCCUUAACGAGCUUAUCACUCUGAUCAGAAGAGGCCAGGAGAAAUUGCAGAAGUUCGAGCCCGUGCAGGCUCCUGGUCAACUCAUUGAGUUUGUGGCAAGCGAGCUGGGCCUCCGUGACUAUCUAAAGAGCCAGUAUCGAGAAGACUGGGAAGAGAGAUGGGAGAACGUCAAAGAGUUGUCAGCCCAGGCCAAAGACGUCACCCUGGAAUCUCUCACUGCUGAGGAUCAAUUACCUGAAGUCGAUGGAGUCAAGCAAGCCCAAGCACAAGGCGCCCAAGAGGUCUUGACCAGGUUUCUCGCAAACGUGGCACUAUCUACAGAAGUAGAGUCUGACGAGAACGAGGUCAAAUCGAGAGUGACGAUCUCGACAAUACAUUCAGCAAAAGGGCUGGAGUGGCCAGUAGUCUUUGUGCCAGGAGUCUAUGAAGGAUCAAUACCUCAUUCUCGCGCCGAAGAUAUCAACGAAGAAAGACGGCUACUAUACGUGGCCAUGACCAGAGCGAAGGCGUUGCUUUACAUGACGUUCCCAGUCAAUCAAUCGCGGGAUGCUGAGUCGAUAUUGACACAAUUCUUAUCUUAUGAAAUCACUCGCUCCUUAGACAAGGUCGGUCCACAAUUCAGUGAUCAGGUAAUUCAAGAUAUCGCUACCGUCCUUGGACGUCGUGCACCAUCGCAAGAAGCACUGGCUAAGGCUGUCACCUCGCUGCAGGAUCAUGAAAGCCAAUACGAUGAUAUCUGGUCAGAAGAUGGGAGUCGCAAAGUGAUUUUCCACACUGGCGGCAAUGGGCUGUCAUCGCUGUAUUCUCAGCACGGACAAACUUUCGCUGAAGCCAUGAGAUCGAAGAUCAACUCUCAGCAAAGCUCAAAUUUCAGCACAUACACGGGCUUUACCACAGCAAACGAGCAAAUGGGGAUGACUCCUGCUCAACCAGAAGUAGUAACAAGGAAGGAAAAGCCAAAGCUCACGAAGUCCUCCUCCAGCCAAGGCAGCAUUGCGUCUUUCUUCAGCACAGGCACAUUCAAAGACACCAAGAACAAUAACGAUGGCCUUCCUCAACUCGCUAGAGCUUCGAGCGCUUCGGUUCCAUCUACCACCAAAGCGACUCUGCCUAGCAUUCCGAAAGAGCUGUCUACGCAUCGCAUCACCAACGAACACCUCACAAACCCCGUGACUGCUCUCAAACGGUCUCGACCCGUGUUGGCCGAUACCUCGAACAUUGAUCAGAAACCCAACAAACGAGCAUAUUCUUGUUUCUCGAGUUCGCCAGUAAAAGAGACGUUUGAUGAGAAUCUUCCUGCCGAGCCUGCGGAAGAGUCAAAAUAUAACACUACCAUGUCUGGCUUUAAAGCGCGGUCUAACACUACAUUCACGAGCUAUAGGAGUGGCAUGCUGAAUACUCUGGACAGACCGGCACCACUUCAUCAGGUGAGCACGAUCCCGGGUGUUAAUAAUGUCUCGAAGAAGACGCUCGGUAUGCGUAGGUCGAUGACUGGUUGGGCGGAUAGGAAAAAUAAGUAA